Messenger RNA from Protopterus annectens (West African lungfish), 1403 nucleotides. RefSeq names its product annexin A13-like. Gene Ontology annotation, cellular component: cytoplasm. The record is from RefSeq and is a predicted model, not a curated record. Bases 125 to 1075 code for a protein of 316 amino acids. The transcript is spliced from 11 exons. Lineage: Eukaryota; Metazoa; Chordata; Ceratodontiformes; Protopteridae. Gene Ontology annotation, molecular function: calcium ion binding; calcium-dependent phospholipid binding.
AGACGCUAAUGCUCUGGGCCUCUGGACCGGUGGAAGGGUGGGGGGCUGGUACAGUACACAUCUGCAUUGCAAUCCAGCAAACUAGACUCGGACACUCCUUGCUGGCCAAAAACACAGCGAAAGAAUGAGUGCAGGCCAAGCUACUGUUCAGAGGUAUCCUGACUUUGAUGUCAUGGCUGAUGUUAAAGCUAUUCGAAAGGCUUGUAAGGGACUAGGAACUGAUGAAGACACGAUUAUUGAAAUAUUAACGAAUCGUUCAGCAGGGCAAAGGCAAGAGAUAAAACAGAAAUACUUUGACAAGUAUGAUGAUGAAUUGGAAGAUGUUCUAAAGAGUGAACUAGCAGGAAGCCUUGAGAAGGUAAUCUUAGCUCUCCUUGCCACUAAACCUGUGUUUGAUGCCACGGAACUGCGAAAAGCAAUGAAAGGAGCAGGGACUGAUGAAGAUAUUAUUGUAGAGAUUUUGUGCACUCGAACAAACCAGGAAAUUGAAGAGUUGAAAGAAGCUUAUAAUGAAGUCUUCGAACGGGACAUUCUGUCUGACAUCAAAGGUGAAACAAGUGGAGAAGUGGAGAACUUACUUCUGUCUCUUCUAGAGGCUCAAAGAGAUGAAUCUUUGGAAAUUGAUGAAGCACAAGCUGAACAGGAUGCUCAACAACUUUUGGAGGCAGGAGAAGCACUCUGGGGCACAGAUGAAUCUGUCUUUACCUCUAUAAUGACCAAGAAAAAUUUUAGACAGUUGAAAGCUACCUUCAAAUUCUAUGAACAAAUUUCUGGAUCUGAUAUGAAAACUGCUAUCAAGAAUGAAACAUCAGGGACUCUAAAACUUGCCUAUCUGACACUAGUGGAAUGUGCCAAAAAUCGUGAGCUAUAUUUUGCAAAAAGAUUGCACAAGGCUAUGAAGGGAGUAGGAACAGAUGAAGACACCCUCAUUCGAAUUAUCGUGAGCCGUGCAGAGGUUGAACUUGAGACAAUUAAGGAACGGUAUGAAGAAAAAUAUGAUGUCACACUGAAGGAUGCCUUGAGUGGAGAGUGUUCUGGUGACUUUAAGAAAGUCCUUCUUAGUGUUGUGCAUUAAACAAUAAGGUCUCUGAAAAAAGUUACUCUCUACAUUUAUAUCACAAGGAUUUUUUGUAUACAGGGAAAAAUCUAACAUGUGCAUAUAUAAUUUAAAGUACUUAGGUCUGUAACCAGAUUUUAAUGUGUUAAUACAUAUGUAUGGACUAACUUUCUCCCAGGUUCCAUUUCCUACAUUUGUGAGUAAUCAGUCUUUGUGAUCAGCAAUGUUCCUUUAGUAGGUAACACAAGUAUUUAGAGUUUUACAUUGAAUGUCAUUAUAUAAACAGUGAUGUAUUUAAAGUCUUAAACUGCCCAUUUUUUUUAAUAAUAUUUACUAUUGAAAACUG